Nematolebias whitei (Rio pearlfish) is the source of this 1220-nucleotide messenger RNA. It is a transcript of the gene ube2v2, whose product is annotated as ubiquitin-conjugating enzyme E2 variant 2. Bases 79 to 516 code for a protein of 145 amino acids. The transcript is spliced from 4 exons. Lineage: Eukaryota; Metazoa; Chordata; Actinopteri; Cyprinodontiformes; Rivulidae. The record is from RefSeq and is a predicted model, not a curated record. Gene Ontology annotation, biological process: DNA damage tolerance; protein K63-linked ubiquitination. Gene Ontology annotation, cellular component: nucleus.
CCCGCCGCGCCACCGUGCUGCUGCUCGCUCGGAUCCUCCUCUCAUGACACACCUCUGUGCUUCUGGACUCGACUGAACAUGGCGGCCUCCUCAGGAGUCAAGGUUCCACGCAAUUUUCGCUUGUUGGAGGAGCUUGAAGAAGGCCAAAAGGGCGAGGGCGAUGGCACAGUCAGCUGGGGCCUGGAGGACGAUGAAGACAUGACUCUCACACGGUGGACAGGCAUGAUCAUUGGACCCGCAAGAACCAACUACGAGAACAGGAUAUACAGUCUGAAAGUGGAAUGCGGACCUAGAUACCCAGAGACGGCGCCGACUGUUAGAUUUGUAACAAAAAUUAGCAUGAAUGGGAUAAAUAAUUCCAAUGGAACGGUGGAUUCACGUAGCAUACCAAUAUUAGCAAAAUGGCAGAAUUCCUAUAGCAUUAAAAUUGUUCUUCAAGAGUUAAGGCGUCUAAUGAUGUCCAAAGAAAAUAUGAAGCUUCCACAACCACCAGAAGGACAAACCUACAGCACCUAAUCGUAAUGGAUUGUUUCGACCCUCUGUCUUAAACCCUAUUCUCUUAGAAAUAUUGUGUAAAGUUAUCAAGAGGCUCAAUUCACACAUCAACAGUAUCGUCUACAAGAGCAAGAUUGGACUUUCUUAUUACAUAGCUCAUUAAAAAAAAAGAGAAAUCUCCCUGCAGUUAAGCACCGAGUAGAUAGUUAUGACGUCAAAACCACAGUUAUCUGCCUUUAUUCAAUAGUUAGUUUGACAAUGACUUUUGUGUUUGACCUGUUCCAGCUUGAGUAGGCUUGAAGAGGGAAGCAUGAUGCCAUACAGGUUGUACCGACGCCCAGUUUUAUGUUCAAAUGAUGAAUCACUGAAGUAAAUGACAAGAUGGGUGUUAGAGGACAUGUUUUGUAACUAAUACCUAGUCAAAGAGAAGCCAGGUGUUUUGAAUUGUUAGUUAAAGCAGUUUCACUGAAAUAUCCAGACUGCUGAAUCUUUGGCUGUAGUUUAAAAGUAGUGUCACAAGGUGAGCUUUUUUUUUUUAAUAUAUAAAUAUAUAUCUGUAUUUGACACAAUACCAAUAUGUUUCUGUUCUGCAGCUCUUUGACAUGUAAUGGACGUUGAAGCCUGUCUGUUCUGGAAACCCUUGCAUUUAACUUCUAGUGUAAAUGGCAGGUGUUGGAAAUUGUGAUUUUUCUCAAAUUAAAAUCACUGCGAAGAAAAAACGAGAA